UUUUUGUGUGUUGUUUUGUUUAAAACCCGUUUUUUUGGUAUUCUUUGUUUGUUUUGUUUGUUAAUCGUUUAUUUUUGAAAAAUCGCCAACAUGAGUGAAAGUAAUAGCAACAACAUCAUCCGAGUUAUGAAAUUAGGUGAAGCAACGUAUCGACAAUGGUAUAAUACGUUAAUCGAUGUGCUAGAAGCACUUGAAUUGGACCAAUUUAUUUCGACAUUCAAAUAUGAACGGGCAGCAACUGAUCCCCCGAUUAAUCGUAAAGAAAUUAACAAGAUUGCGAAGGUACGGAACAUAAUUAAGCAAUCGAUUUCCAAGGACGACCUAGAGGGUUUAAUGGAUUACCGCAAUCCGAAGGAAAUGUUGGAAGAAUUGGAACGAAAAUAUCGUGGUCCCGGCGCAAAAUCAGCGUGGGAAUUGUUGAAGGAUUUAGAAACGAUUAAAUUUGAUGGAUCAAUUCCAGCUUUGUUUUCCCGAAUGCGACAAUUGUAUGCUGCGUUUGCAGAUAAAGAUAUCAAGUUACCGUGUCACAUCAUCAAUUCGAAGGUUCGGUCUGUUUUGCCACCUGAAUAUACGGAUAUGUGUAAAAUGCUUGAUAUUUAUAAUGGUGGUCGUAAAGAAUCCGAUUAUAUGUCCGACAAACAAUUUGAAUCGGAAUUACUAAGAUUUGACCGUGAGAAAAAUUUGACAAAAUCGAGUAUUCAAUCAACAUCGCUGGCAGCUACGUCGACACCUGAAUCAUCAAAUGCAAAUGCUGCAACUGCUGCUAAUACUAUUGCUGUUCCACCUGUUUUGACGUCACCGGUUUUGUCAGCAUCGUCAAGUAAUCGAAUAUUUUUGGGUAAAUGUUAUUUUUGUGGUAUGCAAGGACAUAUUGAGCGAUUUUGUCAACAAAAGAAGUAUGCCGAAAUGAACCGAAAUAAUUAUCGUAAUGGAUACAACAACAAUCGUAAUGGGUACAACAAUGAUUGUAAUCGAAGUAAUGAUGAUCGUAAUUGUAACAACUAUAACCGGCAAAAUAAUGAUUUGACAAGUUUGAGUGCAAUUGUUAGUUCAAAACAGCAUGGUUCGCUGAUACCGCCACCUAGUUCAUUGUCAUUGUGUUCUGUUUCAUCCGUAAAGUUUUUGGCUGACUGUGGUGCUUCUUUUCACGUGGUAAAUAAUCGUUCUUUUCUUACAAAUAUACGACGCACCAAUGAAUCUAUUAGUACUUUGAAGGGUGAAAUCCGGAAUCCUGAAAAAGGUGAUAUGUUUUGUCAAUUGUUUAAUGGUCAAAGAUGGAUUCCAAUGAAAAUCAAAGACGUGUUUCUUGUUGAUGAUCAGCCGUUUAAUUUAAUUUCGAUUGGAAAAUUUUGUAAUGUUAAUGGUAUCAGUGAAAGCAUGGAUAGGAAUGGUAUGGUCAUUUAUCAUUAUCGUAAGCCAAUUUUGAUUGGAAAAUGGAGUACCGAUUAUGUCAACCUGAUUGAAUUACAAAUUCGUGUUAAUGUUUCUCCAAUCCGUAAUGUAGCAAAUACCGCUGUAAAAUCUUUUUGUCGCAAAAGUUUUGGUCAUUCAAUGUUUGAAAAUCGUGAUACGUAUGUUCCGUUGACAAGCAAAAGUGAAUUACGUUCAUCUGUUGAAAUUAAUGAACAACCAAUGUGUUCCAUUCCGAAAGUCAACGAGGUUAAUGAAUCUAAUGUAUUGAAUGACAGCAACAAUUUUAUGAAUCUGGAUAAUUCUAUUGAAGAUGAUACUGAUGAUGAAAAUGAUUUUCAAUCACAUUGUGAACUGGGUCAACCAGGUGAGUUACCGAAAAGCCAGUAUCAUCAUGAUUAUGGAAGUUUUGAAUCUUUGUGUCCAAGUCAAAACAUUGCAAAUUUGUUUGUGGCAAAAUUUGAAAAGCAAUCAACUAAUAAGAUGUCGAAUAACAAUUGUAUUGGUGAACCUCCUGAUUAUGGUGAUGGUAGAAACCGCAAAUAUGGUACAAUUGGUAAAUCGUUUAAAUUUCGGAAAUUUGGAAAUUGUAAUUUUUCUGGUAUUGGUUAUUUCCGAAAUAAAUCAUCACGUUCUGGUUUCCUACAUCAUAAUUUUUUGAAUGGCAAUUUGGGAACACCAUUGUAAUCAAUAUGAAUCAUCAUCAACACCGAAUCUAGAUAAAUUUAUUUUGUUUGUUAUUAAUCGUGUUGA
Molecule: messenger RNA, 2163 nt
Organism: Dermatophagoides pteronyssinus (European house dust mite)
Lineage: Eukaryota; Metazoa; Arthropoda; Arachnida; Sarcoptiformes; Pyroglyphidae
Molecular function (GO): zinc ion binding; nucleic acid binding
Source: RefSeq, a predicted model, not a curated record